Motacilla alba alba is the source of this 1250-nucleotide messenger RNA. It is a transcript of the gene GLRX3, whose product is annotated as glutaredoxin 3. The record is from RefSeq and is a predicted model, not a curated record. The transcript is spliced from 11 exons. NCBI's taxonomy places the organism in Eukaryota, Metazoa, Chordata, Aves, Passeriformes, Motacillidae. The coding region runs from base 91 to 1089 and encodes 332 amino acids.
GAAGCGCGUGACCAGGGCGGACGCACGUGACCCUCGGUUGCCGCCACGUGACCGGCGCGCGCCCCCACGUGUCCCUGGCUCGGCCCGGCCAUGGCGGGCGCGGUGGCGGCCGCGGGCUCCGUGGAGCAGUUCCAGAAGCUGCUGCAGCGCCCGGACAGGUCCCUGGUGGUGGUGCACUUCUGGGCGCCGUGGGCUCCGCAGUGCGCGCAGAUGAACGAGGUGAUGGCGGCGCUGGCCCGCGAGCACAGCCAGGUCACCUUCGUGCAGCUGGAAGCUGAGGCUGUGCCUGAAGUGUCUGAAAAAUAUGGAAUUAGUUCUGUUCCAACGUUCUUGUUCUUUAAGAACUCGCAGAAGGUGGACCGGCUGGACGGCGCGCACGCUCCGGAGCUGACGCAGAAGGUGCAGCGGCACGCGGCGGGCACGGCUGGCACGGCGGGCACGGCCGGCCCCGGCGGCGCUGCCCCUGCCCAGGAGCAGCUGCACGCCCGCCUCAGGGGGCUCAUCAACGCGGCGCCCUGCAUGCUGUUCAUGAAGGGCUCUCCCAGGGAGCCCCGCUGCGGCUUCAGCAGGCAGAUGGUGGAGAUCCUGCAGAAGCACGGCGUGGCCUUCAGCAGCUUUGACAUCUUCUCCGACGAGGAGGUGCGCCAGGGGCUCAAAGCCUUCUCCAACUGGCCAACCUACCCCCAGCUCUACGUCAAGGGCGAGCUCAUCGGGGGGCUGGACAUCGUCAAGGAGCUCGAGGCAUCGGGAGAGCUGGACACGAUCUGCCCAAAGGGCCAGAAGCUGGAGGACAGGCUUAAAUCCUUGAUAAACAAAGCUCCUGUGAUGCUCUUCAUGAAGGGAAACAAACAGAUGGCAAAAUGUGGCUUCAGCAAGCAAAUCAUAGAAAUCAUGAAUAACACUGGCGUGGAUUACGAGACCUUUGACAUCCUGGAGGACGAGGAGGUGCGCCAGGGGCUGAAAUCCUUCUCCAACUGGCCCACGUACCCCCAGCUCUACGUCAAGGGGGAGCUGGUGGGAGGGCUGGACAUUGUCAAGGAGCUGAAGGAAAGCGGCGAGCUGCUGCCCGUGCUGAAGGGGGAGAACUGACGGGGGAAGAGAAAUCCUGGCACAGCCAGAGGUUCUCCUGGAGAAGCAGAAAACUGCAGCCCUGAGGAGCAGCAGACAGGAAAUAAACAGAAAUAUUCUCUCUGUGAAAAGGGGUUUCGCUGGGGACCCCAAAAGGUCAAUUAAAAUGCAGGGCUCCAGGA